Molecule: messenger RNA, 2364 nt
Organism: Suillus subalutaceus
Lineage: Eukaryota; Fungi; Basidiomycota; Agaricomycetes; Boletales; Suillaceae
Exons: 15
Coding region: 1-2364 (787 amino acids)
Source: RefSeq, a predicted model, not a curated record
AUGGAUGAACGUGAUCUGUUUCUGGCAGAACUGCUGCGGCACGAGGGACAUGCAGGUCACACUUCUGAUACGUGUCCUGGGUGUCCAUGUCCAACAUCAACUCCCCCUCAAUAUCGGUGUCAAGACUGUUUCGAUUCGCAAUUAUACUGCGGCUCCUGCAUUGUCCAGAAUCACAUACGGUCACCUACUCAUUGUAUAGAGGAAUGGAACGGUCAAUUUUUUCAGCAUGUUUCAUUGAAAAGCAUGGGUCUUUGCAUCCAGCUUGGACAUGCAAUCGGCAAAUGGUGUAUUCUUCCAAGGAAAGUGUUCAACAAUGAUUUUUCAAAGGCCUCUGCAUAUGAGUUUUAUCACUCACUGGUUCGUUUAACGGACAACAUGGGCUUGACCAGACGAAAGGAUCAAUACGAAUCUUUCAUGUGCAUGGUCCGUGAAUGGCGUCACUUGGUAAUGUUAAAACGCUCAGGGCAUGGCCAUGAUCCAACUGGUGUAGCAGGUACCUCAGAGGGUCAGUGUGCUGUAUUGUGCCCUGCAUGUCCACAACCUGGGAAAAAUCUGCCAGACAAUUGGCAAGAUGCUCCAAAGUCCAAAGGUUGGCUAUAUGGUCUUUUUCUGGUGAUUGAUGCCAAUUUUCGUCUGAAAAGACAUGCAGUGUCAUCCAACAAGACUGAUCCCAGCCUUUCACGAGGCUGGGCCUAUUUCAUAGAGGAGACAUCUUACAAGUCUUACAUUUUGGACAGAGCUGGAGACGUACCAGAGAAAAGCACAUGCUCAAAUCAUAAUGCCGUGAAUAUGGCAGAAACCAAGUUAUCUCAAGGACUUGCGGCAAUGGGCAUGGGUACUGUUGAUUGUGCACAUCAUAAUAUGAAGCAUCCUAACGGAGUCGGCGACCUUCAAAAGGGAGAAAAGUAUCUGAACAUGGAUUAUCUCUUUUUCUCUACACUACAACACUUGACAGUAGAUGUUUUAAACGUGUCAUAUGACAUUGCUUGUCAGUGGCACAAGCAUCUUUGGUCACGCAUGCUAUCUUUGCCGCCUUCACACCACUUCAAUUAUCUGGCGAGGACAAUCCACUUCUUUGUGCCCAAGUUUCAUCUUCCUGCGCACGUCUCUAACACGAAGGGUAUGGGUCCAGGAUGCCAUCAAGACACGCUAGAUGAUCAUUUUGGUGACUGGAACUGGAAGAAAAUGAAAGAAGCUCAAACACAAAAGAUCGAACACAGUACUGCAUUUGAGGAGUUUGAUAGUGUCAUUAUUUCUGAAAACCGCAUGGCCACGACAUUUACUAACCCAUUAGAGCUGAAAGGCAUCGCAAUUACACAAGCCAGUGCACGCUUGAGCUUGGCCCAGCUCGAGGCCAAGGAGCUCGAGCGUGGUGUAGAUCUUUCGCUUCACCCUGAUGUAUCGCCAAGUGUACUUAUCACAUCAGGCAUGGACCUUGAAGAAGAACAGCGGUGCUUGAAGGUUAUUGUCGACAACAUGGGCAUUCAUGCCACAGACUCACAGAAGUUGAGCGUCCUCCGCAUGAGGAUGUCUCUUUGUCGAAAGAUCGACUCUUGGAGGCAGACCCAACUUCUAUAUAUCCCGUCAGUACGAUUGCUCAUCACCGCGUCAGCAACCGGUGGUCUCAACAAUGCUGAACUUACGAAGCUGUGGCUCCCAUCCGCAUUGAAUACCAAUACUUGUGAUCCUCACCUCCAGCCCCAUGAUGCUCUAGAAGAGCUGAGGCAGUGCCUCCGUGUACAUUGCUCCCGCUUGAAUUUCAAGAGAGAGUGGAUUCAAGGCCAAGGGGCCAAUACUCAUGCCCAGAACAUGCUCGCACGUGUACAUGCAAGGCAGGCGACCUGCAUGAAGUGCUACAGGACCGCAUGGGGGGCUCUCAAAUCUCUUGCAGCAAGUCUGAAGAAAGACCUCUCCGAUGAUGAUGUGAAGCCACUUAUCGAUCCAUGUGCCACUCAGGGAGAGGGAAGGCGAAAGCUAACAUGGAUUUGGAUGAUGGACGGUGUGGACAGCCAUGCAGAUGGAGGAGAUGUCGAUGGUGUUCGUGUGGAAUGGUGCAAAUCUCGGGCCCGAGCACUUCGUUGGGGUGAAGAGGUCGACCUUCUCCAGGAGGAGAUGCACCGGGCAAACUGGUGGGAAGGACAAGGAGUCCUCCAGGUCAACAAGUUGGCACCAUGCAAUGCAGAAGCAGGAACUGCUGCCCACCGCGAGGCCGCUGCCCGGAUGAAAGUUUGUGUGCCUAUGCUUCUCGGCAAGCUAACAUCCACCAUCGCCUCGCUGCCCAUUUCCACAGCAUAUGGGCACCAGUCAUGUCUCCUCAAGACGCACUGGGUAAUCCGGCUACCGCACUACCAUUACCCAACUUGA